Molecule: messenger RNA, 904 nt
Organism: Sycon ciliatum
Lineage: Eukaryota; Metazoa; Porifera; Calcarea; Leucosolenida; Sycettidae
Product: mucin-2-like
Exons: 5
Coding region: 19-798 (259 amino acids)
Source: RefSeq, a predicted model, not a curated record
CCACCAGCAAAGGGCCGCAUGGUUGAUUUGUAUGCAGGUAUUGGCGCUGGAGUGGCAAUACUGGCUGCACUCUUUCUGAUAGUCUGUGUGGUGCUGGUGAUACGUUAUCGGAAGGGUGGAGUCAAUGUCGUUGCUCAGAGAACUUCAACUGGUGAGCUGUUGGAAAGCGACCACCAUGACACAGCCACAAACUUCCUCUACCUGCCAAUACGGUGCUCUUCCAGGUCAUCCGUUACAGCGACGGCAAACACUGCUUCAUUUCAGGAGUCAACCGCUGCAGCCAGCAGUGCUGAGUCAUCUACGUCGAACUCUUCUCCGAUUCCCAAUUACGACGAUGUAGUGAUCCCGUCACCCCGCACCACCACUAAACUAUCUACUGGAACAUCGUCGGCUAGACCUGACACCAAAUAUGUGGAGAUAUGUCUUUUCCCCAGCAAAUUUCCAGAUGCAGCCGUUAAGCGUGCAGCUGACAAUAGCAUUAAGCGUCCACAAGAUAUCUGUCUAGCCAACCAUGCUGGAGAGGAUGCCGAAACGCCCCCUGAAACCACCAGCGCCACCACACCCAAAUCCACCAAUGCCCGCACCACAACCACCAAUACCACCAUACCCGUCACCACUCCAAUCACUGACCCAAGUGUUUCCUUAGCUACAACAAGCACAACCACUCCUGUGUUCCAGUCGGAGGAGGAAGAAGCUCCAAUGGCAUCGAUAUCGGCAGCUGGCCAAGUAACUGUGUAUGCAGAAGUCAUUUUCCCAAAGAAGGUUUGUGAUUUGCAAUGUUCUUUCUCUCCAUAUUGAAGAGUAUUGACGGUCUGAUAUGCUUUGCUCCACACAUGAUGCACAGAGGGGUGGCGAAGGUCUUCACAGGGAACAAUAGAGCGCUGCUUCUGCUGUUGUUGUUGUU